This is a messenger RNA of Musa acuminata AAA Group (dessert banana), 4766 nucleotides long. Its product is annotated as pentatricopeptide repeat-containing protein At4g14170. Gene Ontology annotation, biological process: RNA modification. The coding region runs from base 96 to 2564 and encodes 822 amino acids. NCBI's taxonomy places the organism in Eukaryota, Viridiplantae, Streptophyta, Magnoliopsida, Zingiberales, Musaceae. The record is from RefSeq and is a predicted model, not a curated record. The transcript has 2 exons. Gene Ontology annotation, molecular function: protein binding; RNA binding. Gene Ontology annotation, cellular component: intracellular membrane-bounded organelle.
UCUCUCUCUCUCUCUCUCUCUCGUGCUUCGAUCUCUGUCUGCGUCGGGGCCUCUGUGCGAGCGAUGCUCGCUGCGGAAGGCUCUGCUCUUCCCGCAUGCGCUUCCCCCGUCAUGGGCUUCUCCCUGUCCCCCUCCUCACGCGACCUCCGCCGCCCUCCAGCUCCUUCUCCUCUUACUCCAUCCCGUGGGAUCCCGUCGCUUCCGCCGUCCACGAUGGCAUCCUGCGAGCUCGGUCCUUUGCCCACACGAAGCAGGCUCAUGCCCAGGCCGCCGCUUCCGGCGUCCUCCCCCGCCACCUUCCCUCCGCCGCCGCCAUCCUCCUCGCCUACGCCGACCACGGUGACCCCGCUGCCUCCCUCCGCCUCUUUGACGACAGCCCCCUCAGACUCCGCGGUGCCUUCCUCUGGAACGCCCUCGUUCGCGCCCUCUCUUCCGCUGCCGGUCUUCACUCCGCCGCUCUCUCCGCCUACAAUGGCAUGCUGCGCGCCGGCGUCAGACCCGACAAUCGCACCUUCCCCUUCGCCCUUACAGCCGCCGCCGCCGCGGCUGGUGAUGACGCCCGGAAAGGCCGAGAGAUUCAUGGAUCGGUGAUCAAGGUUGGAUUUUUUUAUGACGUCUUCGUGGGGAACACACUCUUGGCCUUCUAUGGCAUCUUAGGUGAUUUGCUGGCCGCUAAACAGGUGUUUGGCGAAAUGCUGCAUAGAGACGUUGUUUCAUGGAACUCACUCAUUUCAAUGUUUUCAUCGAAUGGUUUAUACUCGGAUGCAGUAAGCUUGCUGCUGGAGUUAAAGAGGAGCGACCUUUCAGUGAAUUCUGUGAGUCUGAUCAGUGCUCUCCCUGCAUGUGCUGCACUGCAAGAUGAGGAUUGUGGAAAGGGAAUUCAUGGUCUUGCGAUAAAGGCUGGUCUGGAUUUGGUAGUCACAGUCGGUAAUGCAUUCAUUGAUAUGUAUGGGAAGUGUGGGGACUCAGAUGCCUCGAUGCGAGCUUUUCAGAGCAUGCAGGAAAAGAAUGAUGUUUCUUGGAACUCUGUUAUUGGCAGCCUUGUUCAUGCUGGUCUCUAUGAGGAUGCUUUGGAGAAAUUUAAAGAAAUGCUAGCAAUUAAGGUGAAGCCAAACUCAAUCACCAUAUCAAGUCUUUUACCAGCAUUGGUUGAGUUGGGCUGUUUUGAUUUGGGGAAAGAGAUUCAUGGGUAUAUUAUAAGAAACUACAUGUAUUCUGAUGUCUUUGUUGCUAAUUCUCUAGUGGACAUGUACGCAAAGUCUGGAUGUUGGAAUAAGGGGUCAGAUAUUUUCUAUAGAAUGGAUAAUUGGAAUGUGGUUUCUUGGAAUGCAAUGAUUGCAAAUUUUGCGCAGAAUGGAGCUGAGUUGGAAGCCAUAGGGCUUGUUAAGGAGAUGCAGGAUUGUGGGGAAUUCCCCAAUUCGGUUACAUACACAAAUGUUCUUCCAGCAUGUGCUAGAAUUGCUUCACUGGUGAAGGGUAAGGAAAUUCAUGCGAGGUCAAUCCGUGUGUGUUCUAAUUGUGACUUAUUUGUUUCAAAUGCUUUGAUUGAUAUGUAUGUGAAAUGUGGAAGGUUUGAUCUUGCUCAAAAUGUUUUUAAUGUAUCACAGAGAGAUCAAGUGUCUUACAAUACCUUAAUAGUAGGGUACUCUGAGAGUCCAUUGUGUUCAGAAGCUUUGGAUUUGUUCCUGGACAUGCGAUCUGUAGGAAUUGAGUACGAUGUUGUUUCCAUUGUGGGUGCCUUAUCUGCAUGCGGUAAUCUAUCUGCACUCAAGCAAGGAAAGGAGAUACACUGCUUGUCCAUGAGAAAAUUGUUCGACACCCAUCUCUUUGUGGCAAACUCAUUAAUAGACUUGUACACUAAAUGCGGAAGGAUUGCUCUUGGUAAGAAGAUCUUUGAUAGAAUAUCAAACAAGGAUGUGGCCUCAUGGAAUGCUAUGAUCUUAGGGUAUGGAAUGCAAGGAGAACUGGAAGCUGCAAUUAAUUUGUUUGAUUUGAUGAAAGAUGAAGGUUUGGAAUAUGACCAUGUUUCUUACAUUGCAGUCUUAUCAGCGUGUAGCCAUGCUGGGCUUGUUGAGAGAGGAAAGAGAUAUUUCAACCAAAUGCUAGCUCAAAACAUUAGGCCAACACAGAUGCACUAUGCUUGCAUGGUCGAUCUUCUAGGGAGAGCUGGACUGAUGACAGAAGCUGCAGAUUUAGUAAGAAGCAUGCCCUUUGAAGCAGAUUCCAAUGUUUGGGGUGCAUUGCUUGGCGCAUGUCGCAUCCAUGGAAAUAUUGAGUUAGCUCAGUUGGCAGCAGAACAUUUGUUUAAGUUAAAGCCAGGGCACUGUGGAUACUAUAUUUUGCUUUCCAAUAUGUAUGCUGAGGCGGGGAGAUGGAAUGAAGCAGAUCAGGUCAGAGCACUGAUGAAAUCUAGGAAGGUGAAGAAGAAUCCAGGGUGCAGCUGGGUACAGAUUGGUAAUAAGCUACAUGCCUUUUUAGUGGGAGAAGGAUCACAGGGUUCUGAGUUAGACCUAUGUUAUAAUGAACUGGUUGAAAGUGAGAGGAUGAGUUCAGCAUAUCUUUAGUGGCCUCAGACUUAUAACUUAGGGCCUCAGGAACUGUAGAGUCGGACUUCAAAUUUGAUGCAGCUUCCAGAUCAAAGAGAAAGUGAUGAUCCACACGUCAUGUUGAACCUUUGUCAGGAAAAUCAUAUUUAACAGUUCAGGAAGUACUGCAUAAUCACAAUUAGAGAACCUGUACGUUCUACAAUCAUCACUGUGAGUUGAUAACUUGCUAUACUUUUUUUUGAAUGAUUAGAGAGGAGUUAAACCUCCUUGUGGUCUUGUGUUAUUUUAGUCCUGCCUUGGAUUUAUGUACUUGCUAACUUCGACCUUUUUAUUACUGUUGUUAUUCCUAUGUAGAUAGUUUUUAACACAAAUUGGAAAGAAUAUAGUAAAUGCAAAAUUCUCAAAGCCCUUUUCUCCUUUAGAUGCAGCUCUAUGGUAGAACCCAGUCUGGACUGCAAAAUUUUGAAGAACAUAUCUAGUGGAAAAUCAAUAAGGUUUUGCUCAGGUUUUUGUCAGUUCCAGGUCCAGUUAGAAAACUUACAAUGUAUAGGAUGUCAUAAUUCUGGAUUAGCUUGUAGAAGUCUAAUUAAUGAACUUUAACAAUAAUCCAAGUACAUUUGUGUUGAAUGGUUUUGUGGAAAAUAUCCAACCCUUUUUAUCCUUAAUGUGCUACAAAAGAAGACAACUUCUAUUGUUACAUCCGGUAAUUUUUUGUGCACAAUGAAGUAUCCCCUUUCCCCAGCACUAAAUAAAGCUUAGUGUAUUGGGUGAGUGCAUUUCCCCAUUCAGGUCGUUCUAUAUAUUUAUACACUCCUUUCUUGAAGGAUGUGCCAUCAACAGAAUAUUUUCAAGUAUAUCUAUAUCUUAAUUAAAGGGUGUAACUCCAGGCAUGCAUGUAGUCUAGUAUCACUGAGCAUGACCUGAAAUUGAUCAAACAAGAUCGUCAUGGAAUCAUCAUGGAUGCAGUCAUUGUUGUCUGACCUAGGCUACGCUAUAUGUAAUUUUGCGAAAUUUCUGGCUAAAGCUAGAGAAUGCAUCUUUCAAAUGUUAAGUGAAGUGAGUACUGGUCUAGCUGCUUUACAGAUCAAGUUGGUAAUCCAAAAUAUCUUGAUAUAUCUGGCUGAGAAUGAGAUUACAUAUUGUUGACCAUAGUUCACAUUCGACCAGGAGGACAUUUUAAAGGAAAUGCUCCUGCAUUAAACAUGAAAGUUUAAUAGGUGCAAGUACUUUUGUACGUAAGACUAAAAAGAACACAAAGUCAAGUGCUCAAAUUUUGGGCUUUAUUUUUGUGGCAAACAACAGAAACACAUAUUUAACAUCAACUCAAAUACAUCCCUAACCUUUCAAGUUCCCUUCAAAUUGAAGAUAAUGCCAUCACUCAAUCUCAAAAGACCAAUGCUUUCUGAAUGGUUCAUAGUGCAGGUAAUUUCACAUCAAUGUCGUAUUCAUUAAAUCUCCAAAAGCUCACAUCAUAUUUGUCCUCUAAAGCUUUCAUGGCACGAUACAAAAAGUUGUUCUGUUCCAUCGAUGGGGAAUUGCUUCCUAUGGACUUAUCCUCUGCAGCCACGUUAUGAAUAUAAGCAUUCCAUGUUUUCGAAGAAGAUGGAGAAUUCUUCACAAAAAACAGCUCCACAACUUUUGCAGUGGCAAAGUCACAGGAAGGAUCUGGCAACUCAGGAUAUGCUUUCCUCUCCAGGUCAGUUAAGAAGUCCAGAUUGAUACCGAGGAGAAUGAAAGCUCGGAAAACCAACUUCUUAUUGAUUUCAGAUCAAGUUUCUAGCAGUCCUCUUGUUGCAUGGUACAAGCGUAACGGAACUAAGAGUAGGGUAUAUCUGAUUUCAUCAAUUCUUUUUGGAAACACUUUUGCCAAACAGAAAUACUACCAUUCUAAGUCUCUUAAUGGUGGCAGCUCCCAGAGUUUGAAACCAGGAGAUUCUUGGACAAGACCGGAUUGAGGAUCAACAAUCUUCCCAUAAUUUACCCCUACAUCCCUGUGAUUGAUGCUGGAGGACCUUUUCUUGCUUAUAGUUUGUGUAAACAUAAUAGUACCCUUGGGGAUAAUUUUAUUUGAUGAGCCAGAGUCCAAAUUCUCUUUUACUUUCUGUAUCAUCCUCUUGUGACCUAUAAAUAUUGUACCAAAAAAGGAGUCAAGGUUCUUGCAAUACUCAUCAUGCAAAAACGUCAAAUAAUAGGAUGGAAUCAGAAUGCUGAGUUUUUUUA